AUGCCAAAAGAGUUAGAUAAGCCUCCCCUGGUGUUAGUUACAGGAGCUUCGGGGUAUCUGGCUUCUCAUGUGGUUCGUUUGUUACUGCAAGAAGGAUACCAAGUUAGGGGAACAGUGAGAGACCUGUCCAAUGAACACAAGGUUAAACCACUUAAAGAACUGUGUCCAAAUUCUCGGUUUCCUGUACAACUGGUCGAGGCUGAUCUUCUCAAGAAGGAAGGGUGGGACAACGCUUUAAAGAACUGUGAGUAUAUUAUGCAUGUUGCUUCCCCAUUCCCCAAUAAGCCCCCGUCACAGGAAGAGGAUCUGCUGAAGCCAGCUGUAGAUGGAACUUUAUUGGUCCUCGCGGCCUGUGCUCGAGCUGGAAGUGUUAGGCGAGUGGUCAUCACUAGUUCUAUCGCUGCCGUCCACGGGGAAACAGUGGUAGCCAAUGACCGAGUGUACGGACCAAAAGACUGGACCAAUAUAAAUUCUCCCUUUACAGACGCUUAUGCUAAGAGUAAGACUUUAGCGGAGAAAUGUGCUUGGGAUUUCAUAAAGAACCUUCCCGAAGAGCAAAGAUUCGAACUAGUUUCCAUCAACCCAGGAGUUAUACUAGGACCAAUGUUGACAAAUGUCGUGGGUACUAGUGUCUUUCCGCUAAAAAGGAUGAUGAACAAGACAAUGCCUUUGGUUCCAGCUGUUAACUUCUACUUAUGCGAUGUUCGAGAUGUGGCCCUUGCUCAUUUGAAAGCUAUCACAGUACCAGAAGCUGCAGGAAAAAGGUUCAUCGUUGGAAGUGAAUCCCUUUGGUUCCAGGAAAUGUCCCUCAUUCUUUUCGAAGAGUUUGUAAACCAAGGAUACUGGGUGUUUCAUCGCCACUGUCCUUAUUGGCUGGUUUGGUUGACAAGCUUCGUGGAUUCAAGUGCUGUUCUGAUAUUACCCAGAAUUGAAAAUGUUUACCAAUUUGACAACAACCUGAUGAUUAAGAUCCUUAAGUUAACUCCUAGAACCCCCCAAAAGACGAUUAUUGAUACAGCUUAUAGUCUGAUAGAAAGAGGGAUUAUUCCCAGAACUAAAUGGUACACAGGACCAAAAGAACGAGAUAACUGGUGA
Messenger RNA from Limulus polyphemus (Atlantic horseshoe crab), 1095 nucleotides. Its product is annotated as tetraketide alpha-pyrone reductase 1-like. Bases 1 to 1095 code for a protein of 364 amino acids. NCBI's taxonomy places the organism in Eukaryota, Metazoa, Arthropoda, Merostomata, Xiphosura, Limulidae. The record is from RefSeq and is a predicted model, not a curated record. Gene Ontology annotation, molecular function: oxidoreductase activity, acting on the CH-OH group of donors, NAD or NADP as acceptor. The transcript has a single exon.